Messenger RNA from Octopus sinensis (East Asian common octopus), 7388 nucleotides. RefSeq lists its product as uncharacterized. Lineage: Eukaryota; Metazoa; Mollusca; Cephalopoda; Octopoda; Octopodidae. The record is from RefSeq and is a predicted model, not a curated record. The coding region runs from base 281 to 4732 and encodes 1483 amino acids. Gene Ontology annotation, molecular function: four-way junction DNA binding; 5'-flap endonuclease activity. The transcript is spliced from 12 exons.
UUCCUUGAUUAAGAUCAAUCGGGUGUGAAUCACAACUAAAACAACAAUAGCAGCAACAACAACAAUCACGCGCUCUGAGGCACGUGUCACGUUAGAGUUAUUCCCCUUGCAUCUUUUAGAUAACAGGUGGCGCUAGUGAACAUGGCGGCAAAUUCAAAAAUGUCUUUGGUCAGGUUUUUACUUUCAUAAUAUUUAGGAAAACCCAGCGGGAAGCUUGUUUUACAGCCAGGAACUUUUCGGCACCCAUCCUAUUUUCGCUUGUUUUCAGCUUGUAUUUACCAUGGGGGUCACGGAUUUAUGGUCAGUGCUUGAUCCAGUUAAGAAACAUUUGCCAUUGAGCAGCUUACGUGGACAGAGGCUUGCUGUGGAUCUUAGUAUUUGGAUUUGUGAAUCUCAAGGUGUCGUGCAGAUGGAGAGGGUUAUCUCAAAACCGUACCUCAGAAACCUGUUCUUCCGUGUGAACCACUUAUUACUCAGUGGAAUAGAUUUAGUAUUUAUUAUCGAUGGUCGUGCUCCUGAAAUGAAGGCAGAGACAAUGCGAAAACGCCAAAAGGAGUGUUUCUUGUAUAGAAAAUCAUCUCAGAAUAACUUCUGGACAUGCAAGAAUACCAAAAGAUCACAUUUGAAUGCAUUUGUUAAAAAGUGUUGUGAGUUGCUGGAUUGUCUUGGAGUGCCAUAUUUGGAAAGUCAAGGAGAAGCAGAGGCCUAUUGUGCUUUCCUUAAUAAACAUGGUGUAGUCGAUGCCUGCAUCACUAACGAUGGAGAUGCUUUCCUUUAUGGAGCCCCAAAAAUUUAUCGAAACUUCACCAUGGACCGAAAGGACCCCCACGUUGAGAGCUACACAGUGCAAGACAUCGAACAACAGCUGUCCCUUACCCAAGAGAAACUUGUGGCCUUUGCUCUGCUUACUGGCUGUGAUUACCAACCAAAGGGCAUUCCACAAGUUGGAGUGGAAACAGCACUAAAGUUACUUAGGGCCCUCACCAACAGAGAUCUACUUUUAAGAUUUCGUCAGUGGCGCUCCAUGAAAUCUUCAGACUGCUGUUGUGAUAUUGAGAGGACAGUCUGGGAGAAAGCCUGCAAGUUACCCGGCUUUCCAUCUGAACAGAUAAUUGAAGAAUUCUUAGUUUCUAAAGAUGUUUUACCAAAGAACAAUCUUCAGUGGAAAAGUCCAAAUAUGAAGAAAUUCGAGAAUUUCAUGGCUGUCAAUCUGGAAUGGCCCAAAGAUUAUGCUGUGCAGAAAGUUCUACCACUUCUUACAAGAUGGAUUAUGUUGGAGAUAGUCGGUCUGGUCACAACUAAAACUCGUGGACUUUAUCUCACCCCUGUAAAAAUCCUAAAGAAUCGAGUUUGUAAAGGUGUACAAUCUGUUGAAGUGGAAUGGAAAAUUUCAGGAUCUUCUGAAAAUGAAGCUUAUGUUACUGUUGAGGACAGAGAAAUGGUUGGCCAGUGUUUUCCUGAUCUCUUGGAGCAAUUUUCACAGGAAUUAAAGAAGAAAACAAAGACAAAACCUGCCUCCAGAAUUAGCAGCAAGACAAAAAAGAGCCAACCAGAGGCAAACUCAGCCGAGUCCCAACAAGUUUUGUUGCUGAGUAUGGAAGGACUUACUCUGAAACCAAACGAAGCAGCUGCUACACAGAAGACUGUGAAAGGGACCAGUGAGGAAUUCCCUGCCAAAAGAGAGAAACACACAGCAAGAUUUGCAUGUGAACCAGUUCUUACGGCUUUUAAUGAAGAAUCUAUAAGAAAUUGUUUAUCUUCUGUUUCUCAGAAUGAGGAACCUUCUUCUGGUGCUGGGCUGACCAAUUUAAGGUGUAACAGUACUGAGUCUUCUGAGCCAGACAUUUCUGAUGAUGAAUAUUUACCUCUUAAAGAAAGAAUAAAGAACUCUUGUGUACAAAUUCAAAACCAUAAACCAAAGAAGGAAAUGUCUAGAACAUCAUUAUUACCAUCAUUUACCAAUUCCAUUAAAUCAGAAACUAACUCUGAAACAGACUCCAAAAGCAGGAGUCAAAUCCGAAACUCUGCAAGUGUAUCAAUGUGUUCUGAUCAACAGACCAAUACCAUCGGUCACGGUGCCAGUAUUAUUGAGUCAAUUGAUUUAACAGGAAAUUCUUAUUCCUCUUGUCCAGAGAUAGACUCUUCCAAUGAUGAAGACUCUGAUGAUAGCCUAUAUCUUCCUGUUUCUCACAAACUGCUUAACCGUUACCAAAUUUCUGGUGAGUCUCAAAACGAAGAUAACUUUCAGUCUAACCAAUGCCUCCCAUUAGAUUCCUCUCAGUUUCCAUGUGAUGACAGCAUCAAAAUAAACCAUUGUGAAAGAAUGGAAGAACUGAAUAAAUCAAUAGAGUUUUCUCAAAAAUUUCCAGAUAAUUCUGCUGAACCCUUUGACAAUUCUCAGUUAUCCAAAAUGGCUGAAAUAACUGAACAGUUCUUCCUGUUGAAUGUAAAUGAAGUAGAAGCCUUGUCAUCAAAUCUUUCUGGAAUGGUAUCAAUGGCUACACUUCAACAGUGUAAGGACACUGUCGAGAGGUCAUUUGGUACAGAUGCCAAGCAGCUAUAUACGGAUGCUAUGAAGAGGUCAUGUAGUACAGAUGCUACACAAGUGUGUACAGACACUGUUGAGAAGUCUACAGAUGCUACACAAGUGUGUACAGACACUGUUGAGAGGUCAUUCAGUACAGAUGCUACACAGCUGUCUACAGACACUAUCAAGAGAUCAUUUAGUACAGAUGCUACACAGCUGUGUACUGACCCUGUUGAGGGGUCAUUCUGUACAGAUGCUACACGACUGUAUACAGAUAUUAUCGAGAGAUCAUUUAGUACAGAUGCUACACAACUGUGUAUGGACAUUGUUGAGAGGUCAUUCAGUACAGAUGCUACACAGCUGUCUACAGACACUAUCGAGAAGUCAUUUAAUACAGAUGCUACACAGCUGUGUACUGACCCUGUUGAGGGGUCAUUUAAUACAGAUGCUACACAGCUGUGUACUGACCCUGUUGAGGGGUCAUUUAAUACAGAUGCUACACAGCUGUGUACUGACCCUGUUAAGGGGUCAUUUAAUACAGAUGCUACACAGCUGUGUACUGACCCUGUUGAGGGGUCAUUCUGUACAGAUGCCACACUGCUAUGUACAGAUAUUGUUACUGAUGCGACCCAACUUUGCACUAAUACUCUUGAAGUUCCAUCCCAGACAGAUGCCAUUCAACUUUUAGCUGAAAAUCAAUCACUACACCCACCCAUAAAAGAUGGAAGCAGAUUGUCGACCAAAGACACAAAAUUCUAUUCUGCUGGAGACUUUUCCCUCCAUGAUGUACAGGAGGGUCCAUGCUGUUCCUUGCCACCCAGUUUGAAGACGUCUUUCAAUGAAUCUCUUCAACAUAGAAACUGUAGCAACACAAUUUCAAACUAUUCUAUAAACGGAGAAGACAAUGCAUCCCUUCUUUUUUGUAAUUCCACUUCUGUUAGUAAUACUAUUUCUGACAUAAGUAACCAUUCUCAGACCCCCGAAGACAGUUCUAUGCUGUUUAUGAAUGACAAAAACUCUGUAAGUCCUGAUCAUGUUCUCAAAAAUAGUUCCUUGAUAUCAAAUCAUUGUUUAAAUCCAACCAAAACUGAAACUGCUUCUCAGCAUCUUGAGAAUUUGUCUGAAAGUGUGUCAGACAUCACAGUUUCAGAGAACACAGUAGUAGAGUUUCAUGGAUCAAAGACGCCAGGAGGUGCUUUAGCCAUGCAAGAAUUCCCUGUCUCUAACAAGGAUCCUGAAGAAGAUGCAAUUCCAUACUCAUCGUUUGAAGAUUAUUCUUCAAUUAUGGAUGCUGUUUAUAACUUAACACCUGACUCUCUGAAUUCUUUCAGUGAAAGCAGGGUGGGGAAUUUUGAACUCAUCUCUUCUCUUUUAGACAAUUCUUCUGAAUUCAAGUUGGAUUCUGAUUCUCCUAAAAUUUCUGAAAACAUGAAGACUCAUAUAUUCAACUCGACAACUAAUUCUGGUUAUAAAAACCAGAUGGAAAUUAAAUAUUCUUGUAGAAAGAACUCUCUGACCAAUUUGCAAAAGAAUUCAUGUUUUAUUUUGUCUCCUUACAUCAGUUCUGUAGAGAAGACAUCAAGUCUUCUGAAAUCUCCAAAUAAUGAUGCCAGUUUUUCUUACAAUACAACAGUUGGUUCACAUGAAAUGUCUGGUGCAGUACCAAAUUCUUCUGCUUCUGUUCUUCAAGAAAAUUUAAGAACUGGAUUAAAUGAUAAAUUGAUUUUUAAAUCUUCAAAAGAGUCUGCAGGUUUAGAGAAUGAGAACACUAAAGUCAAGUCUCCGCAUGAAGGAUAUAUAAGUUCAUUGUCUUGUGAAAAUAUUCAUAGUAGUCCAAAGCAAACGUCAUUUCAGCAGGGAGGUUCUUCAACGUUUGAAGAGAUGAGUUACCUUUCUGGUUUCGAUGAUUCUUUCUCCCCAUUUGAUGUCACCAAAACAAUAACUCCGAGAUCAAUUAAUCAGAAUAAUCCAGUAAAAUGUUGUUGGGAUUAUCUAAAUCUUUCUCCUAAUUCUUCAGAUAACUCUGAUGAUACAUUCGAUAAUUACAAGAGCAGUGUUAAGAUGAACACAGAUAUUGAUCUCAAAGACCGUUAUACAGAUGACGCCAAACUAGAAUCAAAACCAAACCCUGCAUCACCACUUCCUCUUGUAAUGAGGCUGGGAAAACAUUUCAAUGCACAACGCAUAAAGAACUUCAAGAAAUAAUAUUUAUUUUGCAAGUAUUCUUUGGUGAUCACUACCACAGUUACACAAUGUUGGAGCCACCACCAGCAUCUCCACCCUUAUACUACCCACAAUAUAGUCUCUGUGACAAGGCCUGGAACAAAUUCAAUGAACCCGUAAAACGACUGUAUGGUGCAAAGGUCACUUCAAAGCCAUGUUUUCAGCUUCAACAGAACUGUGCCUCACCUUCAGCUGUUGUCGUCUACUUUAACCCCCGGUCAACCAAAGCCUCAUGAUUGAAAUUUAAUAGACAGAAACUGUUUGGCUGCCCAUCAGAGAUCAUUUCUGUGCUUUUGGUGUGGUAGUGUUUAGUCUCUUGGUUAAACACCAUCACCUCUUCUUUCACUACUCUCCAUGGAAUCUGCUCAGUUGCCAGCCUUUGAGAACGGCUUCUUUCUAUUAGUCUCAGAGCUCAAGAGUACCACUCUUCUUCUUAUAAGUAAGUAAAUCCAAAAAGAAAAACAACAACAAAAAAAGCCAAAGAAAAAAACACAAAUAUUGUCAUAACCACUAACCCACACCAUCAUCUUCAUCAUCAUCAUCAUCUUCAUCAUCAUUAUCAUUAUCAUUUUGUAUUUACAUUCAUAUUAUUUAAUAUGACUUUAUUAAGUCUGUAAAAUGUAUUUUCUUAAUUCCAAUUAUUUCUUUUGGAUUUUGGGGGUUAAUUAAUUAGUAAUUGCAUGAUUUUAAUAAGUGUUUUCUCCAAUAAGCUUCUCUUGCCAGAUGGACUUUACACUCAGUUUUUAAUAUUUACUGUCUCUGUUCUGAUAUCUAGACUGCCGUACUCUAAUUACCAGCGAGUCUAUGUUACCAGGAUCAAUCUCUCUCACAUAGUAUCUUCAUCUUUAUGUUUGUUGUGAAUGGGGUUGUCAAUGCCUGAGGCUGUCAGCCCCUUCACCUUGCUCAGGCACAACUACAGCUUUCCUUACGAAUACUGCAUCAGGUCAAUCUUCCAGCAGCAACCCUGAUUAGAUAAAAGCCCGAGAGCUUUCAGGGAGGCCUUAAAACUAUCCCUGUAGUAUUUGCCCUGAAUGUUACUGACUACCAUCACACUCACCAAGACGCUGUAGAAAAGACAUUUCAGAAAUGGUUUCUGGUUCAUUUUGACAAUGUGAUCAAUCUGAUCCAGCUGGGCUAUAAAUAGCGGAAUGGAUGCUGGGUUAACACUGAAUAACUGAGCAUCUCAACCGGGCAAGUUGUCCUGCCAAAACAUGGAUAGCAUCUGACAGUUCAGGUGGAACCUAUUAAGGUUUUUGCUGUAAAGUAUACAUUUCACUUGUUUACAUGUGUGUGCUGUAGAAGGUCUACCUUAUGUGGUGGCUACCAUAUUUAUAUUCAAGACCUAGUUCUCAUCUAGUAACCAAUAAGGUCUGUCUCACAUGUAGUAGCUACCAUAUCUAUUAUACCAAGGUCUCUUUACCAUGUGGCAACAACCAUGUCUAUUCAUUAAGGUCUAUCUUACAUGUUGUAGCCAUGUAUAUACUUCAUGUGGCAACCACCAUGUUAAUAGCCCUUAGGUCUACCUCAUGUGGUAACCACCACGUCUAUAGACCUGAGUCAUACCUCUCAUGUGAUAACCAUGUCUAUAAUACCAAAGUGUCAUGUGGUAACUAUCAUGUUUAUACUUGCAAGGUCUGCUCAUGGGUAUAAUAGCAAGGUCUACCUCACAUGUGGUAGUCACCAUGUCUAUACCUCUAAGGUAUACCUUACAUGUGGUAACCACCAUAUUUAUAUCCCUAUGAUCUAUGUUGUGGUAACUAUGUAUAUACUACCAAGGUCUAGCUCAUGUGGUAACCACUAUGUCUGUAGCCCUAAGGUCUACCUCAUGUGGUGACCAUGAUGUCUAUCCUACUAAGGUCUAUUUCGCAUGUGGUAACUCCAAAUAACUGGCUUGUCAACAGUAUGUAUACAUUAGGUAUGAUACAUAGAUGGCUAUUUUAGUUAAAUACUGCCUCAGUUGUAUAUGCUGGUAAUUUACAACAUUUUUUUGACCCCACAGGUCCUGAUUUCGAAUCCCAUCCUGACUGAAUUUAUCUUGUUAUGGGUCCAUCAGCUAAGUACCAGUAAUAGACUAUACACAUCAUGGCCCCUGUACAGAGUUCAAAUUUGAACACAGCAUGACAAAUUUAAAAAAAACCUCUAAAUGGUUACUUGAUCUGCUAAAAAUAGCAGCCACUUUCAUUUGGAUCACAUUCAAGAAUUUCAUUAAAAAAACAAAAAAAAAACAAAAUAAAAAUAAAGGGUAGAUUAUUCUGGAUACAGUUAUCAUUAUCACUGUAAUCAUCAUCAUCAUCAUCAUCAUCUACUUUUUCCAUGCUGGCAUGUGUUGGACAAGGCUUUCUCAAUCAGUAUUCUACACCCGGAUACCCUUCCUUAUUAGCAAUGAAGUUGGUAAUCCAUUACAAAUGUUCAAAGUGUUGGCCAUGUAGCUCUAGAUAAGUCUUUAUAUGGAAUCUGAAAUUGUGAUGAACUCUCUCAAAUAUCUCUCACACGCUUCAACAAUUCUUUGAAGAAAGUUCUUGGUCAUGAAUUUUUCAGAAUGCACAAGUGGGGGAGUGGCUGUGUGGUCAGUAGCUUGCUUACCAACCACAUGGUUCUGGGUUCAGUCCCACUGUGUGGCACCUUGGGCAAGUGUCUU